GCGGCUGGCGGGAUGGGAAGCGGGGACGCUGCCUAAGCUCUCUCUCCCCCUCUGGGGGCUGCCUUUCUCUUUCUCUCCUGGAGAGGACGAGCGGCCGCGCUCCCCGAGAGGAGCCCAGCAUGCCCUCCUCCUGCGGCUCGAGCAGCCUCCGACGCGCCUCCUGCUCCUAGCCGAGUCGCAACCUCGCCUCGGCCCUGGCCCCGCCGAGCUCCAUGGUGGUUGGAGGGCAGCGUUCUCCUGCGGUGCGGGGCGUCGGCGGCGUCGCCGAGGGAGGGAAAAGAAGAAGGAGAAAAAGAAGGAGGGAAUGGCCGCCCAGGGUGACAGCUGCAGCGUCAAGGUGGCCGUGAGGAUUCGUCCUCAGAUGCCAAAGGAAAAGAUUGAAGGAUGCCACAUCUGCACAUCAGUAACACCUGGAGAGCCCCAAGUACUCCUAGGAAAGGACAAAGCAUUUACCUAUGACUUUGUCUUUGACCUGGACACUUGGCAGGAACAGAUCUAUACAACUUGUGUAAGCAAGCUGAUUGAGGGCUGCUUUGAAGGCUACAAUGCAACUGUGUUGGCAUACGGCCAGACAGGUGCAGGCAAGACUUAUACCAUGGGCACUGGUUUUGACAUGAAUACUUCUGACGAGGAGCAGGGCAUAAUUCCACGGGCCAUCGCCCAUCUCUUCAAUGGCAUACAAGCACGUAAGCAGGCUGCACAAGACCAGGGGGUCCCCAUCCCAGAGUUCAAAGUCAGUGCACAGUUUUUGGAGCUAUAUAAUGAGGAGAUCCUGGAUCUUUUUGAUAGCACAAGAGACCCUGAGAAUCGCCACCGAAAAUCAAAUAUCAAAAUCCAUGAAGAUACCAGUGGUGGUAUCUAUACCACAGGUGUUACAUCACGUCUCAUUAGCUCACAGGAUGAGCUGAUCCAGUGCCUGAAACAGGGAGCUCUCUCCCGAACCACAGCCAGCACCCAGAUGAAUGUCCAAAGUUCCCGCUCCCAUGCUAUCUUUACAAUCUACCUUUGCCAAAUGCGUGUCUGCUCUCCUGUACACUUGGUGAAUGGAGACACAAACAGUCUUCUGGAUGGAUCCCAGCCUACUAGUGAAUAUGAGACCCGAACCGCCAAAUUCCACUUUGUUGAUCUGGCUGGCUCAGAGAGAUUGAAACGAACUGGGGCCACAGGCGAGAGAGCUAAAGAAGGCAUCUCUAUCAAUUGUGGUUUGCUAGCAUUAGGAAACGUCAUCAGUGCCCUUGGGGAUCAGAGCAAGAAAGCAUUGCACGUGCCCUACCGAGAUUCAAAAUUGACCCGGCUUCUCCAAGAUUCACUUGGUGGAAAUAGCCAAACUGUGAUGAUUGCCUGUGUGAGUCCUUCAGAUCGGGAUUUUAUGGAGACCCUGAAUACCCUUAAAUAUGCCAACCGUGCUCGCAACAUCAAGAACAAAGUGGUGGUGAAUCAGGAUAAGACCAGCCAGCAGAUCAGUGCCCUGAGAGCUGAAAUUGCUCGUCUCCAGAUGGAACUUAUGGAAUAUAAGGCAGGUAAGCGUGUUAUUGGAGAAGAUGGCUCUGAAGGCUACAGUGAUCUGUACCAGGAGAACGCCAUGUUGCAGAAGGAAAACACCACUUUACGUAUGCGGGUGAAAGCCAUGCAGGAGGCCAUUGAUGCAAUCAACAUCCGUGUCACCCACUUGAUGAGCCAGGAAGCCAACCUGAUUCUUGCCAAGGCAGGUGAUGGUAAUGAGGCUAUUGGUGCUCUGAUACAGAACUACAUCAGGGAAAUUGAAGAUCUCAGGACAAAACUCUUAGAGAGUGAAGCUAUGAAUGAAUCACUACGCCGCAAUCUAAACCGGGUUUCAACCAGGCUGCCCUAUUCCCUGGGCUUAUCACCAGGGAUUGGAUUGGGAGAUUCACGUUCCCCUGCGCCCUCGGUGGAAGCUGAAGCCACUGACGUUCUACAGUGGGCCAAGCAAGAUGUUGAGAGGCUGAAGAAGGAGACAAAACUGCGAAGAAAAAGCCCAGAGAAAGAAGGAUUUAAAAAGCGUUUAAGGUUGCAGCAGGGAAACGAGGCAGAUGAGAAUGAGGCAGAAGAGGAGGAAAGGGAUGAAAGUGGCUGUGAGGAAGAAGGUGGCCAGGAUGAAGAAGAUGAAGAAGAUUCAGGGAGUGAAGAAAGCCUGGUGGAUUCUGAUUCAGAUGUCGAAGAAAAGGCAGCAAAUUUCCAAGCUGAUCUGGCUGACUUGACCUGUGAGAUUGAGAUCAAACAGAAAUUAAUUGAUGAACUGGAGAACAGCCAACGGCGCCUACAAACCUUGAAGCAUCAGUAUGAGGAAAAGUUGAUAUUGCUGCAGAACAAGAUCCGUGACACCCAGCAGGAGAGAGACAGGGUGCUGCAGAAUCUCAGUAGUAUGGAAUGCUAUACAGAAGAGAAGGCUAACAAAAUUAAAGCAGAUUAUGAGAAACGUUUAAGGGAGAUGAAUCGUGACCUGCAGAAGUUGCAGGCUGCCCAGAAGGAGCACGCUCGCCUUCUCAAGAACCAGUCUCGAUAUGAACGAGAGCUGAAGAAGCUGCAGGCAGAAGUAGCAGAGAUGAAGAAAGCAAAGGUAGCACUAAUGAAACAAAUGCGUGAAGAGCAACAAAGACGGCGAAUGAUGGAGACCAAGCGGAACCGGGAGAUUGCCCAGUUGAAGAAAGAGCAACGUAGGCAAGAGUAUCAAAUCCGAACUCUGGAAUCUCAGAAGCGACAGCAGGAGAUCGUCUUGCGCAGGAAAACCCAAGAGGUCUCCGCUUUGCGUCGUCUAGCCAAACCUAUGACUGAUAGGGUAGCUGGGAGGAUUAACCAGAAACAAACCAUGGGAGAGCCCGGUGCUGAAGUCUCCACCAGCACUAUCACCUCCUUAGAGCCAGAAUCAGGUUCUCGUUCUGUCUCUAGCAUUGUACGCCAGUGGAAUAGAAAAACCAAUGCUUUGCUGGGAGAUUCUCCUUCUUCCUCAAACGGAACUCGGACAAUCAGGAAAAGAUUCCCAAAGAAAGGUGCAAAUCAGACUUUUAAUAAGACAGCCCGCCUGAAGUGGCAGUCUCUGGAACGCCGUGUCUUUGAUAUUGUCAUGCAGAGAAUGACUGUCAUCAAUCUGGAAUCAGAUAUGGAGCGCCUUAUCAAGAAACGUGAGGAGUUGUCAUUGAUGCAGGAGGGCCUACUAGGAAAGAGGGGGAAACUACAGGCUGAGAACCCAGAAGAACAGAAGGGAUUGCAGGAAUUGAAUGAGGAGAUUGAAGUGUUGGCUGCCAAUCUUGACUACAUAAAUGACAGUAUUUCUGACUGCCAGGCCACCAUUAUGCAGAUUGAAGAGACCAAGGAAGAAUUGGAUUCUACAGAUACCUCUGUGGUGAUUAGCUCCUGCUCUUUGGCUGAAGCACGACUUUUAUUGGACAAUUUUCUCAAAGCAUCCAUAGACAAGAGCCUGCAGGUUGCCCAGAAGGAAGCUCAGAUCCGCUUACUGGAGGGACGUCUGAGACAAACAGAUGUGACUGGCUCCUCUCAGAACCAUCAUAUUCUGGAUGCCCUACGAGAAAAAGCAGAAUCCCACCCUGAAUUACAGGCACUCAUUCACAAUGUGCAGCAAGAAAAUGGCUAUGCCAGCACUGAUGAGGAAAUCUCAGAAUUCAGUUUGGCUUCAGAGGGAAGCUUUUCCCAGUCUUUCUUCAUGAAAGGUUCUGCUAGUCAGGAUGACUUCAAGUGCAGGGGAGAGCCUAAACUGUCUGGUCAGAUGAAAGCUGUAUCUGCGGAGUGCCUAGGACCCACACUGGACAUCUCCACUAAGAACAUCACCAAGUCAUUAGCGUCUCUCAUGGAAAUCAAAGAGGACAGUGUUGGAUUCUCUAUCCAUGAUCCUUAUUAUAAGGAAAAAGUCUCCCGUACCAUCAGCCUGCCUAUCCGAGGGAGCACAUUCCCUCGACAGUCCCGAGGUGCAGACACUUCACCCCUUACAAGGAGGAAGUCAUACGACAGGGGCCAGUCAAUCAGAAAUCCAGAUGUUGGAUUCACUCCUCCCUCAUCCCCUCCCAGCAGACCACGCAAUGACCGCAAUGUCUUCUCUCGGCUCACUAGCAACCAGAGCCAGGGCUCUGCAUUAGACAAGGGGAUCAUUAACCCUGUGGGAGGUUCCAGGAGUGCCCGGACAGCACCACUGCAAUGCAUUUCUGUGGCUGAAGGACACACCAAGCCAGUAUUGUGCUUAGAUGCUACUGAUGAAUUGUUAUUUUCUGGAUCCAAAGAUCGGAGUUGCAAAAUGUGGAACUUAGUGACAGGACAGGAAAUUGCAUCUUUGAAAGGUCAUCCAAAUAACGUAGUCUCCAUAAAAUACUGCAGUGACUCAGGCCUGGUAUUCACAGUCUCUACCUCUUACAUCAAAGUAUGGGAUAUCCGUGAUUCUGCAAAGUGCAUCCGUACUCUCACCUCUUCAGGCCAGGUGAUCACUGGAGAUGCCUGUGCUGGGACCACUACCCGGACUAUCACCAGCGUGCAAGGCGAGCACCAGAUCAAUCAGAUUGCACUUAAUCCCACAGGCACUAUGCUUUACGCAGCCACUGGCAAUUUUGUCCGCAUUUGGGAGCUGAACAGGUUUCAGCCUAUUGGAAAGCUGACAGGUCACAUUGGCCCUGUGAUGUGUCUCACAGUGAAUAGGACUGCAAGUAAUCAUGACUUAGUGGUCACAGGAUCUAAAGAUCACUACAUUAAGAUGUUUGAGAUUGCUGAAGGUGUUGGUGGGAACAUUGGACCUUCCCACAACUUUGAGCCUCCACAUUACGAUGGGAUUGAGUGCCUAGCUAUUCAGGGAGACAUACUCUUCAGUGGUUCCCGUGACAAUGGGAUCAAGAAAUGGGACUUGGAACAACAAGAGCUCAUCCAGCAAAUCCCUGCACAUAAAGAUUGGGUUUGUGCUUUGGCCUUUGUGCCCAGCCGGCCAAUGCUGCUGAGUGCCUGCCGUGGUGGAACAGUGAAGGUUUGGAACGUUGAUAACUUCACACCUGUUGGGGACAUCAAGGGGCAUGAUAGUCCUAUCAAUGCCAUCUGCACAAAUUCAAAGCACAUUUUCACAGCUUCCAGUGACUGCACAGUGAAGCUCUGGAGUGCGAGGAAGCUACUGAACUGCACAACCUAGAAGUUGAGAAAAAACAGCUAUGGUCUUAAGAAGACUAAGAUGGAACAUGGCUAGGAAGUAGUGUUUAAUAUUCUCAAACCCAGGGCUUUAGGAUGAGGUAGCUGCCUGGUUUUCUGACAAGUACAUGGGUUGGAGAGGGUGAAGGAAGUCUCCUUUUCUGUUUAUAUGUUCAAUUCUCCUUGCUUGUCAGAUGUCGAUGGUGGCAGCCAUUGUAAAAUAGAGCCAAAAAAGAAGUCAAAAUUUGGUGCUGAGGUUCUUUCAGUCAGAAUCCAUCUGACAAGUCUACAAAAUAGGGUAUUUGGGGAAAAAAGGAGUCAAAAUAUUUCAUAAAUCAAAAUUAGAUUUUUCAACCUAGUAUAAUUAAAUGAGGCUUCCCCAUGAUUUCCAGCUCUCCAGGGACUGCCUAUAUCCUGCUUAUGCCCUUAAGACAUUACAAUGAAAAUAAUUAGAGAGAAAAUCAAGGGUUACAAGUUCCUUCCUGGAUAGAUUGUUAUGUUUUAAGAAGUAUUUCUUGUUCUGGUUGGUCUUUCAAGGGGAUUUAUGAAGUACUGACUUUUAUUUCUUACUUGUACCUGUGAAUUGCUAUUUGUUUUCUUUUUGAAAGGGGAAAGGAUUGGAGGAGCAUGCAAGAAAAUGAGCCACUUUAAUUUGAGCACAUAAGGUAGUGUUUCUCAGUGGUCACUAUAGAAUUGCCCAGAUAUUUUCUAUUUCAUUUGAAAUCAACCUCAGAUUCCUGGAAUGACAGUAUUAAAAGAAAAAAGACAACUAUGUAUUAAACAGAGCAAUAUAUUUAGUAACUGAUCUGAUGAACUUUGAUACCUUCAGAAGAGUAGUUGUUUCCUAAAUACCAGUUAUCUUUUCUAAAUGUUAGAUAAGCAACAAGAAAGAGAGAGACCUAAACUGAUUAAAUACAUUUAGGAUUCUCCUUCAUGCCAUCAUUCGACAUUUCCAGCAAAGAAGUAGCCUGGACAUGCCACUUUCUCUUCCCAUUCUCAAAUUACUGUUUUUCGGUAACAAAAUGGCAUUGACUGCAGAAAUCAACUGUCCCCUAUCACAGGAAAGAGGACAUUUUGUCUUCUCCUUUGUCUGGGAACAGAAAAAAUGUGGAACCUUCCCUUCCAGCUUUCAAACAGGGUAAGGAAGAUUUGAAUUGCUAAGCACAAGGGUGUUGCAAUGCAUUCCUGUAUUUCUGGGGAGAUAAUAAGCCUGCCUCUCUUAAUCUCACCCCCAGCAUCUUUUUUGUUGUUUACAUCUUUUUUUCAUACAUUCACAUUCCCAUGUCACAAUAAGGAGCAAACGGAUAAAAGUUGAUGCUCUGUGUUUAGAAACUUGAAUUUUUCACAGGAUAUUAUUCACUGCACUUGAUUUUUAGCAGCAAACAUUGGCUUAAGCCCUUGGAGAUCCAUCACUAUGUGGGGGAAGCUUUCAUCUGUGUGCAAUGUAGCAGGGCUAUCCAAGCCUCUCUGAAGGAUUGAUUGAUCAAGCACUCUUCACAUUGUUAUAGGAUUCAUCCUUAAACUUUUAACUUGCGUUGUACUCUUCCAUCAGAGGACCAAGGAUUUAAGCGGAUCACUCAGCAGCAGGCUUGGGAAAGCCAUUUGCUAGUAGGGAAAUAUGGACCAGCAGGUUAAAGCAAUUUGCUUUCCAAAUGCUUUGGACCAUUCUACAGCUCUGCUUUUAGUUUGUAGGAGUCUUUGUUCUACUGCCCUGGAUUAGGUUGGAAUUCUGUCCAUUCAUUUGUGUUAUGAAAAUCCCUUUCUCUACACUUAAGCUGCUGAAUCUUCCAUCCAAGUGGAACAUUGUAUUGUAAUUCUAAAUAGGUGUUCAAAUGAUUCUGUGUUUUGUCUUGUGCAAUUGGGGGUGAAGGGGGGGGGAGCAGGGAGAGGUGUAUGAUUGAGAUUUUAAGAGGGUGAGAGCUUGUUUUGAGUUAACCUACCUCAUGGUCCAAGGUGUUUUCUCAUUUUAUUUUUUUGUUGUUAAUAGAACUUGAAUUGAUCUGGGAAAUGCACAGUAUCACUGGUCCCAAUUUCUAAGCUCAAGAGGAAAGUAUGAUGAAAGGAAGCUGGCCUCUGUGUAAUCUCAGAGGGAGCAUUUACAUAUUAAGGCUGUACUUUGUUUACUGCACCUUGGUGUCUUUUGCAGUCUUAUCUUAACUCCACAUUCUAAACUGAGUGGGGAUGUGGGUCAUACGAUUCCAAGAUUGGAAGAUCUUCCACAAAAACAGCACAAUCUUUAUUUCUGCACAUGGAACCCAAUUUGUUUUUUUUUUUCUAUUUACUGAAGUUUGUGGUCCCCUUUGAAUGUUUUGUCUGCAGAAAUCUUUGAAUAGAUUGUGAAUUAGCUCAACGUUCUCCGUUGACUUACAUUAUUUGUUUAGAACAAAGAAUAUGAAGCUUACAAAAGAUAAUAGUAUUUGUCUCACUCAAUCUGCCAGGGGAUACUUUUUAUAGGUUAAAUAAAGGAUUGUGUGAUUUGUGGUCCUCCAGAAGUUGUGCUUUAGCUUCUGUCUUCCCUCAGUUGGCCAGCUCAGAUUCAAGGAAAGCUGGUGGAAGCCACACACUCCUUCUUGAAUUACUGCCCAUAUUUGCCAUAGAGUCUUGCGUGGCUCUUGCUUGCUUGUCCUUUGGCACCAUGUUAUUCUCACCAUGUUAUUUUUUGGGGAGGGGAGGGUGAACCUUGCCUCCUUUACUACUUCUGCUCCCAUGGAUGUAGCAGAAGGGGAAUUGAGCUGAUUUCUUGGGUUUAAUAAGUAUAAUUUACCCUAUUGUUGAUUGUACUUGAAGCACAUAAUUGAGAGGAUACCAAGUAAGCAACAAUGGACAUUUAAUCUCAUAAUUUUCAAGAACUGGACAAGUUGCUGUAAUAAGACUAAUGAGACUAAUAAUGGUUUUGCCUCUCUGCAAGGAUGUUUUAGAACAUGUUAUCAUGCUGCCCCUAAGGCUAAAUCUCUCUUUUAAGAAGCCUACCAAUUAUGUACAGCGGCCACCUCAGUCUAGGGCUGGGAUGAUGGUUUUAGUUUUGCAGUCCCAGCAUACCUGGAUGUAACCAGAUUGAAAUUUUGUUUCAAACAACAGGUGCCUUUCCUUAUUCUGAAAGGUCGGGGUUUUUAUCCAUAGAAAACACUGGUGCUUG
Messenger RNA from Pseudonaja textilis, 8269 nucleotides. RefSeq names its product kinesin family member 21B (gene KIF21B). Gene Ontology annotation, molecular function: microtubule binding; ATP binding; microtubule motor activity. The record is from RefSeq and is a predicted model, not a curated record. Lineage: Eukaryota; Metazoa; Chordata; Lepidosauria; Squamata; Elapidae. Gene Ontology annotation, biological process: microtubule-based movement; spindle elongation; mitotic spindle organization. Gene Ontology annotation, cellular component: microtubule associated complex.